UCGUUCUUCCUUCCAUGGAUAUUCAAUUAAAACCAACAUACCACCAAGAAUCAUGCGAUAAGUCUAAUCUAGGCUUGUAUGCAAAGGUUUUAUCAGCCAUUUGCCAUUUAUUGUGUUAUUGAUUGUGUACGUGGAAAGGUAGUUCAUAAUUGUAACAUCGCAAAUUCCCGAUAGAGUGUUCCACCAAUAAAAUGCCGCCAAAAAAUGAUCCAGAGCUCUUAGCUUUGCGUAAAGAGCUGGAGGACCUUUAUAAUAAUCUCAAGGAAGCGCAAAAUAAGGUGGCAGACACAUCUCUUGAAAAAGAGUGCGAGGGUGUUUCUGAUGCCCCGAAGGUCAAAAUCAGCACCAAGAAGCUCAUGAAGGGCCAUUUGAACAAGGUUAAUUCUGUCCACUAUAGUGGUGAUAGUCGACAUUGCGUCACUGGUUCUCUUGAUGGUAAAUUGAUAAUCUGGGACACUUACACAGGAAACAAAAUGCAGAUCAUACCUUUGCGUUCUGCUUGGGUGAUGAGUGUGGCCUACGCUUUUUCAGGAAACUUCGUAGCCUGCGGUGGCAUGGAUAAUAUGUGUACAGUUUACGAUUUGAACAACAGGGACAGCUCAGGGGUGGCCAAAAUGGUAAGGGAGUUAGCUGGUUAUGACGGUUUCCUGAGUUCUUGCAGAUUCAUUGACGAUAAACAUAUCAUAACUGGAUCUGGUGACAUGAAACUAUGUCAGUGGGACUUGGAAACUGGAAGGAAAUUAUCGGACGUGAUAGCUCACAAUGGUGAUGUUGUGUCGAUCAGUCUAGGACCAGAAGGAAGUAACAUGUUUGUUACUGGAAGCGUUGACAAAACAUGCAGGCUGUGGGAUUUGAGAGAUCAGAAACAACCAAAACAAACAUUUUUUGGCCAUGAAGCUGACGUCAAUUCAGUUUGUUUCCAUCCUAGCGGCUUUGCCUUCGUGACAGGCUCCGAAGAUAAAUCAGCAAGGAUGUUCGACAUCAGGGCAGAUCAACAAAUUGCACUUUAUAAGCCACCAUCCCCAAAUAGUGCCUUCACAUGUUGUGCUCUAUCUUUGAGCGGUAGGAUUUUGAUGUGUGGGUCCGAUGAUCAUAACGUUCAUAUGUGGGAUACUUUGAAGAACCAGCAUAAUGGUACACUCUCAGGUCAUGAAAACCGUAUCACUUCUAUAUCUGUUGCUGCUAAUGGUAUUGGUAUGGCCAGUUGUAGCUGGGACCAAACUGUUCGAGUAUGGGGUUAAAUGGAUUAACGUGGUUUUCACGAUGUGAGAAAGAACCUAUAAACAGGAGCUCCUAUAUCAGUAAAUCAAACUGCUAAUAUUAUUCAGUUGAUUCAAUCAUUCACAAUAAAUGAUGAUUAUAUUUUUAAUUAGAUGUAGGUUGAAACAUCAAAACUGUAUUUUUUAUAUAAGAUAAUGAAGAACAUAAAUUUUAAUAUUACAUAAAGGUUUCAAAACAUGUUCAAUGCUAUUUUCAUUAAAUAUGUAGUGGAAUUUCAAUAGCAAAUGAAUAAAUUGUUCAUAUU
Messenger RNA from Coccinella septempunctata (seven-spotted ladybird), 1525 nucleotides. It is a transcript of the gene Gbeta76C, whose product is annotated as guanine nucleotide-binding protein subunit beta-2. Gene Ontology annotation, biological process: G protein-coupled receptor signaling pathway. Gene Ontology annotation, cellular component: cytoplasm; heterotrimeric G-protein complex. Gene Ontology annotation, molecular function: signaling receptor complex adaptor activity; protein binding. The transcript is spliced from 6 exons. NCBI's taxonomy places the organism in Eukaryota, Metazoa, Arthropoda, Insecta, Coleoptera, Coccinellidae. The record is from RefSeq and is a predicted model, not a curated record. Bases 192 to 1241 code for a protein of 349 amino acids.